GAGAGAUGAUCAGAUGCUGACAUCGAAUCAUCUCACAUGCUUGAUGGCUUUGUAAUAUUAAAAUCUGCUACGGGACAAGUAAGAGCUCCAGGUUCAUAAAUUAUUGCUGAUUAUAGCUUGUAAAAGUUUGACAUUGGAAUUCCUUCCGUACUUAUAUAAGCACGAUCUUCCUUUGCUUCUUUCCAAGUUAAACAACUCUUUUGCUUGCACUUUCUCCACCCACUACCUCCAUAUCCACUUUCUUUGGAGAGCUAAGUGGGCGUGGAUUCGAUGUCUCACUCAAAAAAUGAGGAAGUUGAAACCAAAGAAAUGGACAUUAAAAGCAUGUCAUCCUCUCGGCGUUACGUGCACAGUGCACGUUAUCUUCACAAGGUGGGAGUCCCCCCUAAGCAAAACCUGUUCCAGGAAUUCAAAGCCACUGUGAGAGAAACAUUCCUAGCUGAUGACCCACUGCGUCCCUUCAAGGAUCAACCCAGGUCUCGAAAGUUCGUCCUGGCAACGCAGGCCAUCUUCCCAAUUCUUGAAUGGGGAAGGAGUUACAGCUGGAGAAAAUUUAGGGGUGAUCUCAUUGCUGGACUCACUAUUGCCAGUCUCUGCAUUCCUCAGGACAUUGGUUAUGCAAAGCUAGCAUACUUGGAUCCACAGUAUGGACUUUACUCCAGCUUUGUUCCACCAUUGAUUUAUGCCUUCAUGGGAAGUUCAAGAGAUAUCGCCAUUGGACCAGUCGCUGUGGUAUCUCUUUUAUUAGGGACAAUGCUUUCAGAUGAGCUCGACCCUGUCCAAAAUAAACCCGAGUAUCUGCGGCUUGCAUUCACUGCUACCUUUUUUGCAGGCGUCACUCAAGCAACUCUUGGUUUUCUUAGGUUGGGAUUCUUGAUUGAGUUCCUUUCUCAUGCUGCCAUCGUCGGUUUUAUGGGCGGAGCUGCUGUCACAAUUGCCCUCCAACAGCUUAAGGGACUUCUUGGUAUAAAAAAUUUUACUAAGGAUACAGACAUUAUUUCGGUAAUGAAGUCUGUAUGGAGCAACGUCGAGCAUGGAUGGAACUGGCAGACUAUAGUCAUUGGAGUUAGCUUUUUAUCCUUCCUUUUGUUUGCGAAAUACAUUGGAAAAAGGAACAAGAAAUUCUUCUGGGUGCCUGCUAUAGCUCCAUUGAUAUCUGUUGUUCUCUCCACCUUUUUCGUUUUUAUAACACAUGCAGAAAAGCAAGGAGUUGUGAUUGUGAAGCAUAUUGAAAAAGGAAUCAAUCCCUCAUCUGUAAAUCAAAUUUACUUCACUGGUGAAUAUCUUGUUAAAGGCAUGAGGAUUGGUGUGAUAGCUGGUAUGAUCGCAUUGACGGAAGCUGCUGCCAUUGGAAGAACUUUUGCUGCAAUGAAAGACUAUCAAAUAGAUGGAAACAAAGAAAUGGUGGCACUAGGAACAAUGAAUAUCGUUGGUUCCAUGACUUCCUGUUAUAUUGCCACAGGUUCAUUUUCUCGAUCUGCAGUUAAUUUCAUGGCUGGAUGCGAAACUGCAGUCUCAAAUAUCGUUAUGUCCUGUGUUGUAUUUUUGACCUUGGAAUUCAUAACACCUCUUUUCAAGUACACCCCAAAUGCUAUCCUGGCUGCUAUCAUUAUAUCAGCUGUGGCUGGGCUUUUGGAUUUUGAGGCAGCAAUUCUGAUAUGGAAGAUUGAUAAAUUUGAUUUUCUUGCAUGCAUGGGAGCCUUUCUUGGAACAGUCUUUUCAUCGGUUGAGAUUGGCCUCCUAAUUGCUGUCAUAAUAUCCUUUGCUAAAAUCCUCUUACAAGUUACUAGGCCUCGAACUGCUAUUCUUGGGAAGCUCCCUGGGACUACUGUGUAUCGAAAUAUCCAACAAUAUCCUGAAGCAACUAAAGUUCCAGGGAUUUUGAUAAUCAGAGUUGAUUCUGCGAUUUACUUUUCCAACUCUAGUUAUGUCAGGGAGAGGAUAUUGAGAUGGUUGAUGGAUGAAGAAGAGCAAGUAAAAGCUGAAUGCCAAUCGACAAUCCAGUUUUUGAUAAUUGAGAUGUCACCUGUAACUGACAUUGACACCAGUGGAAUCCAUGCCUUGGAAGAACUACACGGUAGUCUCCAGAAAAAGAAUAUUCAGCUGAUUCUGGCAAAUCCGGGACCAGUGGUGAUAGAGAAGCUUCACGCAUCGAAUUUUGCGAAUUUAAUCGGGGACGACAAGAUCUUCCUCACUGUUGCAGAUGCAGUGUCAUCAUGUUCUCCAAAACCGGUCCAAGAACAAGUAUGAACAUUUUAAAAACAUGAUCCUUAAACUAUGACUCUAUAAUGUACAUAUAUAUAGUAAGAGGGGAGGUGCAUAUAAUUAAUAAUGAAGGUUUCGAUUAUGAGAA
Molecule: messenger RNA, 2353 nt
Organism: Gossypium arboreum
Lineage: Eukaryota; Viridiplantae; Streptophyta; Magnoliopsida; Malvales; Malvaceae
Product: sulfate transporter 1.3
Exons: 14
Coding region: 271-2250 (659 amino acids)
Biological process (GO): transmembrane transport
Cellular component (GO): membrane
Molecular function (GO): secondary active sulfate transmembrane transporter activity
Source: RefSeq, a predicted model, not a curated record